GCAACCGUCUGAGGCCUGGGGCGUCUGGGGAAGGCUGCCCGCUGGCCCGGCCCCCGCUCACCAGCCUCGGUUUUCCGCAGGAAUUGUGGGAAACCAAAAUGAGGCAUAAUCAGCUAUGUUGUGAGACACCACUUACUGUCACUGUACAUGUAAAAUCAGAGUCAAUUAAAUCACAUCAGCCUAAAAAACCCAUUAACCUGAAGCGUCCUACUUUUAAAGAUAGUUGGCCAGCAUCUGAAAAAAAUGCACAUAAUAGCAACAAGUCUAAACGCCCCAAAGGACCCUGUCUAGUUAUACAGCGUCAGGAAAUGACUGCUUUCUUUAAAUUAUUUGAUGACGACUUAAUUCAAGAUUUCUUGUGGAUGGACUGCUGCUGUAAAAUUGCAGACAAGUAUCUUUUGGCUAUGACCUUUGUUUAUUUCAAGAGAGCUAAAUUUACUAUAAAUGAGCAUACCAGGAUAAAUUUCUUUAUUGCUCUGUAUCUGGCUAAUACAGUUGAAGAAGAUGAAGAAGAAUCCAAAUAUGAAAUUUUUCCAUGGGCUUUAGGGAAAAACUGGAGAAAAUUAUUCCCUGAUUUCUUAAAGUUAAGGGACAAACUCUGGGAUAGAAUUGACUAUAGGGCUAUUGUAAGCCGGCGAUGCUGUGAGGAGGUUAUGGCCAUUGCUCCAACCCAUUAUAUAUGGCAACGAGAACGCUCUGUGCAUCACAGUGGAGCUGUUAGAAACUACCAAAGAGAUGAAGUUCAACUGCCCCGGGGACCUAGUGCCACACCGGUAGAUUGUUCACUCUGUGGUAGAAAAGGAAGAUACGUUAGACUGGGAUUGUCUUCAUCAUCAUCUUCAUCCAGUGAUACAGCAGAGGUGGUGGAGAAACAUUCUCAGGAAUCACACAACUCAUUCCCAAUGGACAUAAUAGUUGACCCUUCUCAAGCUUAUAGCUGUUCUCAAGCCAAUGACCAUCAAUCAAACAAAGAAAAGAAAACUAAUUUCAUGAUGGAAGACAAAUCUAUGGAGUGGUUUACAGGAAAUGAAGAAUGAGACGGCUCAACUAAACAAACUUGGAAUCAUUAACUACAAAAUGUCAAACUAACUGCAAGACAAGUGUCAAAAUGGGACAUUUAAGCAGUUUCGAAAUGUUACAAAUCUUUCUCUAGCUUUUGUUACUUUUCAAAAUUACAUGUAAAAGUUAUACAAAUCAUAGAAGUAGCUAAGAAUACCAAUCUAUGAAAGUAGUGAUUUGCAAUACAAAGUUCUAUUUUGA
This is a messenger RNA of Lipotes vexillifer (Yangtze River dolphin), 1260 nucleotides long. It is a transcript of the gene SPDYA, whose product is annotated as speedy/RINGO cell cycle regulator family member A. Gene Ontology annotation, cellular component: nucleoplasm. The transcript is spliced from 7 exons. Gene Ontology annotation, biological process: positive regulation of cell population proliferation; G1/S transition of mitotic cell cycle; positive regulation of cyclin-dependent protein serine/threonine kinase activity. Gene Ontology annotation, molecular function: protein kinase binding. The record is from RefSeq and is a predicted model, not a curated record. Bases 99 to 1037 code for a protein of 312 amino acids. Lineage: Eukaryota; Metazoa; Chordata; Mammalia; Artiodactyla; Lipotidae.